Messenger RNA from Microdochium trichocladiopsis, 1021 nucleotides. RefSeq lists its product as uncharacterized. Lineage: Eukaryota; Fungi; Ascomycota; Sordariomycetes; Xylariales; Microdochiaceae. The transcript has a single exon. Bases 180 to 680 code for a protein of 166 amino acids. The record is from RefSeq and is a predicted model, not a curated record.
GAGGUGGUUGGUUCGUCGAGAGUUGACGCCGCAGGCUACUCAGACGGGACGAGUACCCGGCUGGCACUUCUACCUAGUUGGCUGGGCGGAUUACUCACAGCAUCUGCGUGGCCCGUGAACGCCUCCUCGUUGGCUCCAGAGACAGAGAGAGAGGAUGUCAUGGAUGUCCGCCGCUGCCUAUGAUGGUUCUGUCCAGGCAGUUGUCUAUCACAUGUACGUGCAUGCAUCUUCCCGGCCUGUUCUGGGCUGUGACUGGGUACCUACAUAGGACAUACGCGCGGGUAGGCAGACAGCCAACUAGUUGGGCUUGGGGUGUUGAUCUGCAGGACGGGAGCGGGCCUUCGCGCUUGGGAUUUGUUCGCGAGUCUGCUUGCUUGUUGUUUGGCUGGGCUGCCUGGUCAGUCCCUUGGCUUGCCUGCUCCUCCAGAGGGAAUCUUGCCGGUGUGGUUUACGCGGUUGGCCAUAUGUUCGUUCGAAUUUCGAGAGAGCUGCCUGGCUGCCAUUGCCAUAUCCACAAGUUGCCGCCUGGUGUGGAUCAGGUCUUGUUGCCGUGUUUCUCAACCUUGAAUGCUUGGGCUUUCCGCUUGACAGCCCGAGAAGGCUCGGGAAUGAGUAAAUCUCAUGUUAUGGCGGGUGUCCACUCACAAUUGAGCCCACAAUCUACAAUACACGGGACUUGAGCCGGUCGACCCGUCAAAGCCUGUGCAUGAGCAGCCAAUAUUGGUGUGCUAGUACCAGGCAGGGUUGUGUGGCUGGUCAUUCAGGUGCGGCACCCUAAUCACCUCGAAAGCAAUACAAUUCGAAACAACACGGUGUUACCAUAACUCCCCGAGGAAGUGCACGCGCAUCUCGACCACAUUCUGCGCCAAGGUUCCUUCAAGUCCAGUCUGGGGUGCGUGCGUUCAGGGUCUUUGGACCGUCAUGCUCUGGCUCACACGACUAGCCAGCUCCUUGCACGUGCCACAUGGAUGGCUGACUUGGCGGGUUGGAACACGAUGAGCAAUGAUCUGAUUUGGCAUGG